AUGGAUCCAACGGGCGUCAUCACUAUCAUUGGUCUGGCCUGGCGCGGUCUAAUCUGUGAGAACCUUUUAUCAGCGAUACAGGCAGAUAUUUUGAAGAAUGUUGCUAGAAAUGUUACGCAGAAGUCCUUGAGGAAAUUUCCAGAUGAUUUCCUCUUUGGAGCUGCUACUUCAUCCUACCAAAUUGAAGGAGCAUGGAAUGAUGGAGGCAAAGGCUGGUCAAUGUGGGAUCACUUAGUACGCACCGACCCUGACCAUAUAAUUGACGGAACAAACGGCGACGUUGCUGCCAAUUCAUACUAUUUCUACGAAAAAGACAUCGCCAUCCUGAAAGAGUUAGGCGCCAAUGUAUACAGAUUUUCCGUAUCCUGGCCUAGAAUACUGCCAUUCGGUCGCGCAGACUACAUCAACCCUGAAGGAAUCGCUUAUUACAACACCCUGAUCGAUCGCCUGCUUGCCAACAACAUCACGCCAUUUUUAACCAUAUACCAUUGGGAAUUGCCUCAAAAUUUGAAUGAACAGGGCGGUUGGUUGACUGAAGACAUCGUGGACUGGUUUGGCGACUAUGCGCGAGUCCUGUUCCAAAAUUUCGGAGACAGAGUCAAACAUUGGCUGACAAUCAAUGAGCCUUCUGUUCAUUGCAAUCUGGGUUACGCUAUUGGCCUCCACGCUCCUAGGAUCAAGUCUCCUGGUGUCAAAUACUAUGAAUGCGGGCGUCAUAUACUGCUAGCUCAUGCGAGAGCGUACCAUAUUUACAAAAAUGAAUUCGCUCAUCAAGGUGGUAAGAUAGGUCUUGCUUUGGACUCUGAAAUGAGUAUGCCGAGCAGCAAUUCACCGGAAGAUAUACAAGCGACUGAAGACUGCAUGAUGUUUCAUCUCGGCCAGUUCGCCCACCCUAUUUACUCAGAAACCGGGAACUACCCACAGCGAUUUAUUGAUCUUAUUGCUGAAGCGAGCGCGAGGCAAGGUCUCCCAGAGUCUCGCCUACGCAGUUUCUCUCAAGAACAAAUUGACUACAUAAGGGGAACAGGAGAUUUCCUAUCAAUCAACCACUAUUCGAGUAAUUAUGUGUAUAGAAACGCGUCAGUAGUUAACAUGCACGAAGUGCCGUCUUUGCUGGAUGACGCGCAACUAGCCUUUUAUAAGGAUCCCUCGUGGCCAUCGAGUUUUUGGAUUGCAACAUACGGUCCCGGCUUACACAAGCUCCUAGUGUACAUUAAGAAUAAUUACAAUAAUCCAAUCAUUUACAUAACAGAGAAUGGUUUUGCAUCAACCACAGGACUGAACGACGAAGGCAGAGUUAGUUAUUUUAGAGAAUAUUUAACUGCAGUUCUAGAUGCAAUCGAUGACGGGGUGAAUGUUAAAUUAUAUUGUGCGUGGAGUCUCAUGGACAACUUCGAAUGGACUUUUGGUUACAGUAUCCGUUUCGGCCUCUACGAAAUCGAUGAAAAUGACCCAGAGAAAACUAGAAGACCCCGUAAAUCUGCACUUGUGUUCAAAGAAAUAGUGCGAACGAGGACCAUCGACAUGGACUACAACCCAGAUCCUUAUGCUAGCUCAGCUAUAAACAAGAAAACUUCCAUUGUUCUUUUGGCGGCUAUAUCAUUAAUUAAAACAGUAUUUUAAUUUGCUACAUGACUUAUAUUAAGUAUUUAUUUUAUCUUAUAACACCUAGUUAUUAAACUUAAAUGUUUAUUGUGACAUUUUGUAACAUAUUACCUACAUUUAUUAUCUUAUAAAUAAUCUUAUCUACUACCUACUUAAGACCCGA
Colias croceus (clouded yellow) is the source of this 1768-nucleotide messenger RNA. RefSeq names its product myrosinase 1-like. The transcript is spliced from 6 exons. Gene Ontology annotation, molecular function: beta-glucosidase activity. Lineage: Eukaryota; Metazoa; Arthropoda; Insecta; Lepidoptera; Pieridae. The record is from RefSeq and is a predicted model, not a curated record. The coding region runs from base 1 to 1623 and encodes 540 amino acids. Gene Ontology annotation, biological process: carbohydrate metabolic process.